AUUGAGAAAGAAGAGGAUUGGAAGGCCGGGCGUAUAAAGCCGCGCAGAGAGCGUGAAACAAAGCAGUCGGAAAGGAAUUGGACUUGGGAGGCGCGGUGUGGAGUCAGGCAUAAAACUUGUUGGAGGGGAGUAAGGAGCUUGUUCCUCGCGCUCUCUCCUCUGCCUCUGCGCUUCACGGGGUUCCCACCAGCCUUGCUAUCUAUUUUUAUACCUGCUUUUUAUAUAGAGAGAAAUAUAUAUAUACAUAUAUUUUCUUCUUAAGAGAAAAUUCCUGUUCCAAGAGAAAAUAAGGCAACAUCAAUGAAGGAGAGAAGAGCCAGCCAGAAAUUAUCCAGUAAAUCUAUCAUGGAUCCUAAUCAGAAUGUGAAAUGCAAGAUAGUAGUGGUGGGGGACAGUCAGUGUGGCAAAACCGCACUGCUGCACGUCUUCGCCAAGGACUGCUUCCCCGAGAAUUACGUUCCUACAGUGUUUGAGAAUUACACGGCCAGUUUUGAAAUCGACACACAAAGAAUAGAGUUGAGCCUGUGGGACACUUCGGGGUCGCCUUACUAUGACAACGUCCGUCCCCUCUCUUACCCAGACUCGGAUGCUGUGCUGAUCUGCUUUGACAUCAGUAGACCAGAGACUCUGGACAGUGUCCUAAAAAAGUGGAAAGGUGAAAUCCAGGAGUUUUGUCCUAAUACCAAAAUGCUGUUGGUCGGCUGCAAAUCUGAUCUUCGGACAGACGUUAGUACAUUAGUAGAGCUCUCAAAUCACAGGCAGACACCAGUGUCGUAUGACCAGGGGGCAAAUAUGGCCAAACAGAUCGGAGCAGCUACUUACAUCGAAUGCUCAGCUUUACAGUCAGAAAAUAGUGUCAGAGACAUUUUUCACGUUGCCACCUUGGCAUGUGUAAAUAAGACAAAUAAAAACGUUAAGCGGAACAAAUCACAAAGGGCCACAAAGCGGAUUUCACACAUGCCUAGCAGACCAGAACUCUCGGCAGUUGCUACGGACUUACGAAAGGACAAAGCAAAGAGCUGCACUGUGAUGUGAAUCUUUCGUUAUCUUUAAUGAGGACAAGGGAAUCUGGUGUAAAAAACAACAGCCAAGCAAAAAGGUGACGUCUGAAUGAAGUGCACAGCCAAAGUCACAUACACUCGAGGCUUAGGAAGCAUUUGAGAGGAUGCUCAUCUUUUUGGAAUCCUGUCCUUAGGUUUGGCAUGUAGACCAAGUGGUGAGAAGUCAGUACAUGGAAGAGUUUUGAGGUGUGACUUGAAAAAUAUGCCAAAAAAAGAGAGAGAAAUAAAUGAGCUAGAGGAAGAUGAGGAGGAAUGCGAGUACCUCCAAGAAGAAAAAUCACACUUUG
Messenger RNA from Otolemur garnettii (small-eared galago), 1348 nucleotides. It is a transcript of the gene RND3, whose product is annotated as Rho family GTPase 3. Lineage: Eukaryota; Metazoa; Chordata; Mammalia; Primates; Galagidae. Gene Ontology annotation, biological process: small GTPase-mediated signal transduction. The coding region runs from base 301 to 1035 and encodes 244 amino acids. Gene Ontology annotation, molecular function: GTP binding; GTPase activity. The transcript has 5 exons. The record is from RefSeq and is a predicted model, not a curated record.